AUGUCUGAGCGGAUCUUAACACCGGACUACAUAUUACAACAAGCCCUGGCUGCGCAUGGUACGGCUCUAUCUUCCUACUUGCAGGACAAAGAUGUCCCCGGCAGUGCGGCAAUUUCUCAACAGAAUGGCGACUCCUGUCUCACAAUCGUUGGCUGCGGUACUAUCGGCACGGCUAUCUUGGGAGGCAUACUGAAGUCACUGGAUGUUGCCUCGAAUUUUGGGAACCAAGAAAACAUAGAGACUGUGGCCUCCAAGUCAGCUUCCAGACGACUGCCAAAGCGCUUCAAUGCUUGUGUACGGAGUUCUGGAAGUACGAAGCGCAUACGGGAAGCACUGGAGCAUUACAGCAGCUUUUCGACCGUGGCUAUCCAUGACAGCAAAACCCUCGAGGCCGUUAAGGAUGCAGAUACCACUCUGCUCUGCUGCAAACCUUACCUGCUGGAAGAGAUUUUGCAAGAGCCUGGCAUGGCCGAAGCACUUGCUGGCAAAUUACUUAUCAGCGUCUGUGCCGGUGUGACAGAAGAGCAUAUUGCCACCCUUUUACCACGUGGGAACGGCAGUCCAUACUGCACGAUUGUGUGCGCGAUGCCCAAUACUGCAGCUGCUAUUGGCGAGAGCAUGACCGUGAUCAGCAUACCCAGCACAAUCCUCGCCGAAAACGAGAAAGCCAUAGUAGACUGGAUCUUCAACAGCAUCGGUCGCGUGAGCUAUAUCCCACCCCAACUCAUGGACGUAAGCACGGCUCUGUGCGCCUCUGGGCCAGCUUUCGUCGCUGUGAUGGUUGAGAGCUUAGCAGCUGGCGCCAUGGCUCAAGGCUUACCACGAGAUCAGGCCUAUAUGAUGGCAGCGCAGAUGAUGCGUGGGACGACCGGGCUACUACUGCAUGGCGAACAUCCUGCUGUACUACGUGAUAAGGCGACGGACAUCUUCAUCACCAUCUCCAUGGCGUACGUGGAUGCGGUCCGGUUUGGCUCUGUAGUCGGAGAGUAA
Recurvomyces mirabilis is the source of this 990-nucleotide messenger RNA. RefSeq names its product delta 1-pyrroline-5-carboxylate reductase (gene PRO3). Lineage: Eukaryota; Fungi; Ascomycota; Dothideomycetes; Mycosphaerellales; Teratosphaeriaceae. Bases 1 to 990 code for a protein of 329 amino acids. The record is from RefSeq and is a predicted model, not a curated record. The transcript is spliced from 2 exons. Gene Ontology annotation, molecular function: pyrroline-5-carboxylate reductase activity. Gene Ontology annotation, biological process: L-proline biosynthetic process.